Molecule: messenger RNA, 1509 nt
Organism: Drepanopeziza brunnea f. sp. 'multigermtubi' MB_m1
Lineage: Eukaryota; Fungi; Ascomycota; Leotiomycetes; Helotiales; Drepanopezizaceae
Molecular function (GO): catalytic activity
Source: RefSeq, a predicted model, not a curated record
AUGCCCGCGCAAGGCGCAAUCGAGAAGCUUCCCAAGGAGGGCGGAAACGAGCGUGAUGGUGCGCGAGGACCUGACGAGGAGGGAAGGGGAGGAGACUCUGAUCGGGAGGGUGUUUUCGAAGCGCUCAAGACGACGCUCGAGACGAGGGGGAAGGGGAGGGAGAGUAGUGUGCGGGUAUUUGUUACGGCUGUCGAGGCUAGGAUGGCGAGUGCGGCUUUGAGCCUCGUGCGGAAACUUGUCCCCGACGAUGGAGGCCUCGACCUUCAGCACCUCCGUCGUGUUGCAAAACUUGCCGACUUGCCAUCUCAAGUCCAAGUCCGGCUCACUGCUCCCUCCGAUAUGCCAGCAGAAGAGAGGGCUAAACGCACACUCUUUCUAAUUUGCGGUCCCACGACCGCAAUCUCCUUCCCAGACCUCCUGAUCCCACUGAGGGACAUACUGGGAGAAGCCGAGUUGUUCGAAGUCGACGUCCCGCUCCUGGCGCCUACGAGCCAGGAACAGGCUGAGGGCUGGACUCGGAGCUUUUGGCCGACGGUGUACAAGAAGAGUAACCCGUUCGGACCGCAUGUUAGCAUUCUUGCCCGUGCCGAGGAGGAAAUGAAGGAGGAGGUGGGACGGUAUUUUGAUCUUGCGGAGAAAGUGGCUGGAGAUUGUCGCGAUCGGGGAUUGGGUGAGAGAGUGGGUGUUUGUGUGGUCGAGAGGAAAGGGGGAAAGGGGAGGGUGGUUGCUGUCGCUGGGGAUGUGAGGUGGAUGGGCUGGGAAAAGAGAGUGGGCUGUGGAAACGUGUGCGCACAUGCGGUGAUGAGGGCAAUUGGCAUGGUUGCUGAAGGGGUGAAGGGGAGAGGAGAUGCUGAGGAUGGUAGACACGAUGUUGAGAUUGAGGGAGAUGGGGUGGCAGCUGCGGUGUUGGAAAAAGACCUUGGAACCUCCGCUAUAUCGACAGCAGCGGCGUCAGUUGACAAAAUUGAAGGAGCAAAAGGCGGUACGAUCAGUGCUCCAUCGACAGUAGAAGGUGUUCAUCGACUAGAUCCGACAAUCGCAGCAACAGAGGCGGGCCAUCCUGAGAUCUCUGGAUCAGCCGACACACAAGCUGGAGAUAUUUCUUUCACCUUUUCCUCCAACCAUACUGAUAGAGAUCAACAGCAAAAACAGACGCGAGCUCCAGAUCAUUCACUCGACGAGCUCUUCCAAGACACGCCCCUCCUGCCCCUCGAAAAACAGCACUACGACCCAUCCGGCAACCAGAACGGCUACCUGUGUCACGACCUCGAGAUAUACUGCACCCACGAGCCAUGUGUGAUGUGCUCCAUGGCCAUCGUGCAUUCUCGUUUCGGGCGAGUUGUUUUCCGGAGGCGCAUGGGGGAGACAGGUGGGCUGUGUGCUGAUGGUGAGCUGGGCCACGGUCUGUUUUGGCGGAAGGAGUUGAAUUGGACGCUGCUUGCCUGGCAGUGGAAGCGUGGCGAGGAGGAGGAUGGUGCCGGUGAUGUAGAGCCACAUUUGCACGCCUGA